AUCUCUGAAAAGAUAUUUCAGCGGAAACACAUUCACUCCGCAGUCAAUAGAACAAACUGAAAGAAUAAAUAACUUGGCAUUAAAACAGACAGUGUUUUGAAAGUUUCGUAUACGUAAAUAAUGUUUUCACUGAUGAUUUAUUAUUUGAACACUUUUGUAUUUAUUUACGAGUAGUUUUUGCUGUGUGAACAAUUUUGUUGGGACGGGAAGACAUGGAUAGUGACGGCAACUGCGUCGAGGUUGAGAGUGGUGGAAGUCGCAAAGCUCUUCGUACUCCGAAGUGCGCGAGAUGCCGCAAUCAUGGCGUUAUAUCGUGCUUGAAGGGGCACAAGAGGCUGUGCCGCUGGCGCGACUGUCGAUGCCCUGGUUGCUUACUGGUGCUGGAAAGACAACGCGUGAUGGCUGCCCAGGUGGCGCUGCGGCGGCAGCAGGGCGCGGGCGGGCCGGCGCGCGACGGCGAGGCGGCUGCGCUUGCUGCUCGCAAGCGGGCGUACCGCGCGCGCCUUCGCAGCGUCCAAGUGUCGCGCACCCAUGCUGCUCCUUCUACUGCCUCCUAUGGUAACGUAAGAACAAUAGAAGGUGAUGCCGCAUGGAGUGAACGGAUAAGAAGACGCAAAGUGUUCGCAGAUGCGGCGCUGGAAGUGAACAUGACCGGCCCUUUGCCGGACCCCGUCCCUGCCGCGCUAUGCAGGCACCUUCUGGCCGCCCUCCUGACUAACUAUGCACCACCGCCACCGCAGCGACCCAAGAUAUCCUUCUCUAUUGAAUCCAUUAUUGGCGUUCAAUAAUAGAUAACUCAUAGCUAAUAGUCCUUUCAUCGACUUCAUUGCUAACUUUGCAUCGACAUAAAUCGUUAGAUGGGCCCCACCUUAUUAAAGAACGCAUAAUUUUAUGUUAUUACCCAAAGACGUGCACGCACAUCUUAUCAAGCGCAUGCUGUGACGUGGACUUAUUUACUUAUUUUUUUCUUAUUUUAAUCCCUUACCUUCUACCUUCGUGUUCAUUUUGGAAGUGUAAAAACACAAGCCACAACAUGAAUAAAGAGAAAUGUGUUACGAGUGAUGACGUAUCUACUCAAUGUGCGAAACCGAUGACAAUUCCUCGAAGCUUUGAGGCCCAUCUAACGAUCUACGAUCGAUGGUCGUAGGUACCUAACACCACCGUCAAUGGAGUAGCUACUUACUUACUUAUGUAUGGUCUAAAGCCUAGUUCGGACUACUUUAGCAGUUUAGUCGAGUAGCGUAAAAAGCUUAGCUGCUAAACGUGUCUGAACACCAAAAAUUUAGUCAAGUAGGUUAGUACUUGACUAAAAUGCUAAAGUAGUCCGAACAAGCAGCAAGAUCCGGCAUUAGAAAUUAUUAAAGAACCCUCACCUGUUGUUUAUUAGUGAUAAGAAAUAAAUGAUAGAAAAUAUUCAAAGUGACACACAAAAUAAAAUAAAAAGAAUUGUAUUGUUUAUAUCAUAGCGAAUAAAGAAGCAUUUUAUUUGAU
Messenger RNA from Bicyclus anynana (squinting bush brown), 1491 nucleotides. It is a transcript of the gene dmrt11E, whose product is annotated as doublesex- and mab-3-related transcription factor 2. Gene Ontology annotation, molecular function: DNA-binding transcription factor activity, RNA polymerase II-specific; RNA polymerase II cis-regulatory region sequence-specific DNA binding. The transcript is spliced from 3 exons. Gene Ontology annotation, cellular component: nucleus. Bases 213 to 788 code for a protein of 191 amino acids. NCBI's taxonomy places the organism in Eukaryota, Metazoa, Arthropoda, Insecta, Lepidoptera, Nymphalidae. Gene Ontology annotation, biological process: regulation of transcription by RNA polymerase II; sex differentiation. The record is from RefSeq and is a predicted model, not a curated record.